CCCAAACUGCGUCCGCAACCUCAGUUUGGUCAUCAAUCGCAGUUCCAAAGGCCCGUCCAUCCACCACAGCAGCCUCCCGCUUUCAGACCAGGCCCCACUGCCGCCUUCCCGCACCCUCCCCCGCCACCUCAUGGCCGCAAUCCACAGAACCAACAGUACAUCGAACAGCAGCGCAAAGUAAUCCAACAGCAGCAGGCUGAACUCUUCCAGCAGCAACAACAGCAGCAACAUCAGCCUCCUCCCCCACAGUCGCACAUUUUGCAACAAUUGCAGCAGCAGAGACAUCAACAGCAACUUGCCCACCAACAGCAACUACAGCAACAGCAUCUGCAACAGCAGAGGCUGCAACAGCCGCAGAGGCUGCCGCCACCUCAAUCUCAAUCUCAGCCGCAGUCGCCUUUGCAACCUCAGUCGCAACAUCAAACCGCUCAACAGUUGGGCUUCAACGGCGAGAUUGUGAAAUCAGUUCCAAGUCUGGAGGAGCAUCUGACGACUCACGAAGUUAGCAAGCCGCGACCCGUUCAACAGUUCUUAGGACCUGCAACGUCCGCCAGCCAUGCUCACGGACUGGGACAACCUGCUCCCGCCACGUCUUCGAGUCUUGGCCAUAGUCUAGGCCAACCCUCACCGUCCACGUCACCAAGUAUCGGCCACGGUCUUGGUCAGUCCGCGCCUUCUUUCUCAUCGAAUACACAGUCCGAGGCCCGGAAGCCGACAACGUUUACGGUUCAACAGUCUAUCAGUCAGCCACAGCUUCAACAGCAUCAACACUUUCAACAACAACAUCAAUUCCAGCAACAGCAUCAACAGCAGCUCCUGCAGCACCAGCAGUUGCCCAGCGUGAGCCAGACGCCGCCGUCGCGGCCUUUCGCCGGCCCGCAGAGCAUCCACCGUCCUUCGCUGCUGCCGGCCGCGCCGCCCACUUCCAAACCGCCCAAGGUGUUCUCACUGGUGCCAUCGAGCACUGCCACUCCCAGCACCACCACCGCCACGCCCACCACUCCUGCCGUCGGCGAUAAAGACAAAAAGGACAAGCCGCUGCCCGCGCUGCCCGACGAGGUCCCUGAGGAUCUGCGCCAGCAGCUGCUGUCGUCAGGCAUUCUCAGCAACGCUGACAUUCAGGUGCUGGACUACGACAAGGUGGGCGACAUCCCCAUCGAGAGCCUGCCGCCCGAGGCGCUGGAGAACUUCUACGGGGCUGGGAGCGCCCCCGUGCCCGCAGUUGUGUCCCCGAACGCCACCGCGCCGCCCAAGACCAAGACGUCGGCGGUCUCCCCGGCGCCCUCCGCCGCCGCGCCCGUCGAGAUGAAGGUGGUGCGCUAUGACUCAGCAUCGGCGGCCGGACAGCAGCUGGCGGAGCAGUACGUACGAGCUGACGCCACGCAAGUGGACCCGGUGGUGCUCAAUGAUGCCGGCUACAACCGCUACCUGCCCCUCAAAGUGAGCGGCGUGGGGUUCCCGCUGCCUGACGUGCCCGAACUGCGAGGCCGCAACGUGACGAGCGUCGUCAUCUUGGCACCUGUCGACUACGACCUGCUGCAGCAGGGCGAGAGCUCGGCGCCCGACGCCGACGCCGACCCCACCGCCGGCGACGACGCCGACCGCGCGGGGCGCGCAGCAGCCAUCCAGGUGAAGGGCGUGCGCUUCGUCACCGGGGACAUCCUCAAGGACUUGGUGAAGAACCCCUCCGACGAGAACUACCGGCGCUGGCUGGAGCGCGAGCGGAAGGCGUCCGCGGAGCAGCAAGCCAUCAUCCUGCUCGUGGCCGAGGGCACGGCCUCAGUCGGCAAAGAGAUCUUCAUGUACGACGCGGGCUCCCAGCGCGUGAGCAAGCUCAGCGGCAAGCUUAGUGCCGCGUUCGUCGACGUGGCAGAAGCCAACGCCAACAGCCAAGACAUCGACAACAUCUCGGCCACGUCACCGCACAUCAUGGAGCUGCGACAUCGCGGUUCGCUCGACGUCUCCGCCGAAGGAUCGGAGGCGGCGGAGAGCCGCCACCCUGCCCCCGCCGUCGCCGUCGCGCCCACCCCCGCGGCCAUCUCCAUCAGCGGGGGCUACAGUAAAACGGCCGCUUCUUCCUAGAAAUCUGUUCUAUAGUCGUAUUAAAAUUACUUCCGUUCUCACGUAUACGCCGAAGAUGCGCGAUGUUUUCGUUAUCCACUCUUGGUUCGUACUAGCGUGAUAGUUUUGUUUCUGCAGAAACAAGUAUCGUUCAAUUGCUAUCACUGCUUCUUAUCGAGGAAUGUUGUUAAUUUUAUGUUGCGUCUUCGCUACAAUUUACACGAGGAGUCGUGGUUCAGUUUCAUGUUUAUUAAAGUACUUUGUGUCGAAGGACGUAAUUGUGGGGGCGAGCAACAUUGUCUUGAUAUGUGAAAGGUUCGAUAAUAAUAGAAAUGCCACGAAACUACCCUUUUCACAGCUUCUACGCCAAACUGUGAGGACGGAAGUUGUUUUAAUAUGACUAUAGUUCUAGCUGCUCGACACCACCUACAAGUAAUAAAAAAUCAUCGGCAUAGGAUGAGACGUCAUCGUUGACGAGAAGCCUUAAAAAUCUCACUUCGAUAAUUAAUUACAUUAGUCUGGUAAUUAGCCAUUUGCACGGCAAUACGUAAAUGAAGCUCGAUAUAUCGAGCUCGAUAUAUUUUGGGUCAAAAUGUUUAUUAUAAUUUCUACAACCCUAGCUCGAAAGAUUUUUUCUAGAAAAGUGUGCUAAGAAUGACGAAAGCCGUAAUUAAUUCGGUUUUAAAAAUUGAAUGAUCAUAAAUUGCAGAUGGAGGAAACAUUAACAUUCGAAUUAUCUGAUGAUCGGAAUACUAUGCGUUGUUGGAGAAAAAUUAACCAAGUUUCUUAGCAAUUUUAGAAACCUUAGCAUGUUACUAUUUUGUGAAAAUCUUGUACUUUAAAACAAAUGCCAUAUUGUGUUCCUGCGGACUCGUUGUAUCUUCCUUCGCAGAACACAAACGAUAAAGGCCAUGUUUUUCAUGUUUCCGUACACUACUGUCGCGAAAUGAUGCAGUAGUGACCUCUAACUAUGAAGUCUCAUCCAAGAGUUGAGAUCGAUGUCGGGCGAUUCAUUCGCCGCGCUGCAGCACUCGACUGAACUCGCAAAAGGAAUCCUCCGCGACCACGGAACCAUAGGCGUAGGAAGGGUAGAUUAAUUUAACUUCCUGGGUGGUUAGAAGUGUGCAACGAAGCUCAUGGCCCAGUGGAGGCCGCGCCGCUGCGGGCCGCGAGACGGCAGAUGGCAUCCCGCUCCGCCCACGUGACUCGCCUUCCCGCUUCUCGCGUAUGUGUCUCCCGUGGCGAAAAUUCACAGGUGAAGCGUUGCGCGACGAUGUGAAGGUGAGAAAGGAGUUCAGAUUCAGACAGUCCCAUCUUAGCGAAAGGCAGAAUUUUAAAGUGUUCAAUAAAACCAAGCUGUUUAAAUGAUUUACUUUCAAUAUAAUUUCUUUACUUAAAAUGACAACUGAGAAUGAACUAUGUGUAUCUCACGAUCAUAUGGCAGACCGUCUGACACACUCGUGAAUAACAUUUUCGUUAUCCUUGUUAGUUUGUGAUCUCCUUGGUAAUUACAGCGCAACCAAGAGAGUGCGUCACCUAUGCAUUUCCGCCCUGGUUUGUCCCGUAGCAGGCCCAGAACGCUGAUCUCCAGAUGGAACUGAAUAGGAAAUAGGAACAAUCGUUGUGAUGCCACUACUGCGAAGGACGCCACUACUGUGAAAGAUGCGCACUCGAAGAUGAUAUUUAGUCGUCAGUAGAUGCCUUUUAAACAAAUAUCAUGAAGUGGAGAAGAAAGAAAGACGUUUUAUUGUUAAAGCUUUUAAAUGAUCCAGGGUUUUCUGUGAUGUGUGGUCAAUGCAAUAAAUAUAGUACUAACAAAAUUUGUCUGGUAUAUAGUAAUAGUAUGUACUCAACUCAGAGUAAAUUGAUAAUCAUAGUAACGGAGAUUGACACAAAGGAUGUGACAUCGCCAAGAAAGCAUUGAUGCCCAAAAUUAAAUCAUCGAUGUUACUAAUAUCCACAUUGAUAUCGCAUCCCUAAGCCAUAUGAAAUUGUCCAUCAUGGUUUAAGUUCCAAACUCUAAGCUCUACUUAGUUUGACCUCUCCAGUUCACUUAUACAUUCGAUCAUCCGGUUUCUCACAAGCGAUUUUCAUGUUUUAUUGAAUAUCUGUACCUACAGAUUAUCUCGUUCACAUUUACCUUCUAUAACCUUUGAAUCGCAAUUAUUCUCUUCAAUGACGAACGUAGAGCAUUCUUCGCGUUUACCACUUGAUUCGAAGAGACAAUAUACACACUGGAUUACAAGGCAGUGAUGGUAUAGCAAUUCUGUAAUCGCAACAGUCGUCACACACAACUGCAUUUGGACUGCAUUAAAACUUCCACUCAUUCGAUCCACCAGGACUUCUACAUUUUCAUAGUAAGAAACCGAAUUAACUCAUAUUAAAAUUAAAUCGUUAAGCAUAUCUGCAGCUCCCAAUUCUCUAUUCAAGUGUGAAUGUUCUGUGAAAUUAUUCUUAUCUACUAGAGAUUCUCAAUUUUUUUAAAGAUUGGACCCCUCAUGCAUAGUAAUAUAUAUAUAUA
Gryllus bimaculatus (two-spotted cricket) is the source of this 4582-nucleotide messenger RNA. NCBI's taxonomy places the organism in Eukaryota, Metazoa, Arthropoda, Insecta, Orthoptera, Gryllidae. The record is from the annotation of a GenBank genome assembly.